Messenger RNA from Bursaphelenchus okinawaensis, 2329 nucleotides. Lineage: Eukaryota; Metazoa; Nematoda; Chromadorea; Rhabditida; Aphelenchoididae. The record is from the annotation of a GenBank genome assembly.
AUGAUGAACGAUGUUGAAAAUAGAAAGUACGUUACUUUGUAUUAUUAUAUAGGUUACUGAUAUAGGUUUAGAAACUUAUUGUACGUCCUUGAGUUUGCUUUAUGAAUAUUUGUAUAUAUUUUAUUGUUACAGUAAUAGUAUAGUUGAUACCUGAAAUAAGGUUUCAAAACUACUAUAAUAUAAUUUUUUAAAUAUUUUAAACGAUUUUGACUAACUUGGUAUUUCAGCCAGGACAACGCGGAAGCGGCGAUAAAACAGAAGUUGAUCAACGCGGUUCGCCGCAUCCCUCCCCAAUUGUUUGUGUCUUCGAAUCCUGAAAGUGUGAAUCGUCUGAUUGUGAUCGAUGGAUGUAAUGUGGGCAGAGCGUCGUGUGGACCUGGCAGAGAACACGUUAAUUGUCUCGGGUUGCUGGCUAUUGCAAGGUUUUGGAUCGUGCGGGACUUCGACGUGGUUAUCUUCAUUCCGGUCACUUACAAUAACCCCCAGAAUCAGAACGUUGCUCAUUCUGCUGUUCUUCCUGUAUGUUGUUUGUUUCCAAUAUUCUUUGGAUCUCUUCAAAAGAACUUUUUAAUUGACUAAAUUCCUUUGUUUUAGAAGCUGCAAACUCUUGGAAUCCUUGGCUUUACGUCCGCCAGAACUACAGGAACGAGGAGGAGAAGCCACAUGAACUACGAUGAUCUCUACGUACUUGACUUUGCUGAGCGACAUGGCGGAGCGGUGUUGUCAGGAGAUUACUUUGAGGACAUUUUGCAGAACGGUGAAGAAUAUCAGGGCUUCAGAGACAUUAUCAAACGACGAAGAAUCGGCGUCAGAUUCCAUCCGUUUGGAGAAGCCUUCGCUCGCAUCAACAGCGACCACUUCUAUCGUUGUUGUCCUGAGAUUCACACCUGUAAGUUGGUGAUUUUAUUUUAGGUUACACUUUUGUGCUUUUAUUGUAUACAACGCACAUUCUUGUUAUUGGUGAUACUUAAAAUUCAAAAUUGCUUUAGUGUCCGGGAACGAUGACCAAGUUGUGAACUCAGAACGUCUUCAUCCUCGUCUGUUUGCUUCACCUUCUGAUGUCGAGUUUGAGAAGGCGUUACGUAGAAGAGAAUCAGCGUGGUCACCAGAAAGAAGACAACAGCUGCUGGAUGGAAUCGAUGGUAUUAUCCAUCAACUGGAACAAUCUCUCAAUGCUCUUACUGUGGUCGUGGAGACUGUGGGACGGCCAAGAACAUUGUACUCGGAUUCUGGAGUGAAUGUAGGUUCUUGUUUUAUGUUUAUUUAAUUAGUUAAUAACAAUUGUUUGUGUAUUAAUGAGUUUAAUUUAAAAAAUUAUGUUUAAAACAAACAAUUUUAUGUAAUAAAUGUUCUGUUCAGAAUCAACGCCCAUGUGCCACGCGCUCAAGCCACAACUACUACAAUCCUACGCCAAUUCGACCACGAGGUCAGCAAUACCGUACUUCUCCGACCGAUGAAUACAUGGAGGACAACAUUCCACAUCAAAACAGAAGUUCCAACGAAAGUUAUGUCACCGGAGCCAACGCGGUUCCUUUAGUAAGUUAAUGGUAUUCAAUUUGUUUAGUAUCUUACAAAAGUAACUUGUUUAUCAUCUUUAAGAGUGAAGUGUCACCAACUUAUAGCCGUGAACAUAGUCGGGCUCAUAACAGUUCUACGCUGAUGAGAGUAAAUUAUACCCGAAAAUCCCAUAGAUCGUUCAAUGUCGUAUCGAACGGUCAGAGAGACAAUGGGGUAGUUGUUGGUGGUAUUCAGGCAAGGUAAGUUAUAGUUUUGGUGUAGCAUUGAAACUUUGAUUUUAUCGUUUGCUUCAAGUUCUCUCUUCAUUUUAUUGUUAUGAUUUUUCAAUAAGUUAGUUGAAACAUUUAGUACGGUCCGAAUUCAAAGUUCAAGACAACCAAACUACAUCUCGAGAAACCUCUUCGAGCCAUUGUCAACCUUGUCGUCAAGUUCCAGCUCGUCUUCAAGCUCCCCAAGUCCUCCAGAUCGUGUAGAUCCUGCCAUUCAAAGGCUUACGGAUCUCUGGAACUCCUUGCAGGUGGACGGACACAAGUUUGGAGAAGAGUUCCUGAAACUGCCUUCCAAGAAUUUGGUGGAUCUGUGGUUGAAUGAAAAGAAUCAGGAAUCGAAUUCGGAGACUCAAAGUGAAGCCUUACAGACUGUGGAGGAGUUGAAUCAGCUUUUGUUACGAGAAUUCAAUAAUGCUCAGACACAAAUUGAAAGUAGCGUAACCGACCAGGAAGAGGUCACUGAAUCCCUUACUACUACCACAACUACAACGUCACCAACGACUCCUACAUUGACGGUGGAUAAUAUAUUAGAUUUGUUUUAA